Messenger RNA from Argiope bruennichi, 3032 nucleotides. RefSeq names its product E3 ubiquitin-protein ligase Hakai-like (gene Hakai). Gene Ontology annotation, biological process: protein ubiquitination; regulation of cell adhesion. Lineage: Eukaryota; Metazoa; Arthropoda; Arachnida; Araneae; Araneidae. The transcript is spliced from 7 exons. Gene Ontology annotation, molecular function: ubiquitin protein ligase activity. Bases 409 to 1695 code for a protein of 428 amino acids. The record is from RefSeq and is a predicted model, not a curated record.
AGUAAAUGUAGUUUUGUGUUUUGUUUAUUAAAUUAGUUUAUCUUUUUAUUUCUGUCUCAGAGAGCGAAUGUCAUUAAAACAUGUGGUGUAAUUCUAUAAUCAUUUUAAUCCAGAUAUUUAAAGAAAUCGGACGAUCUAGAAUAUUCGGAAACAAAUGUGGGCUCAGCUCAGGCUCAAGGUGUUCGCAAAAACAUUUCUUUAAAACUGAAAGGAAAGGGUAGAGGACGUGGACGUCGUGGAGGUAAAACAAGACGAGCUUCUACUAAAAAGGCUGUUGCGGGUACGGCAGAUGAAGAUGUUGACGAGACCACAAAUACAACAACAGAAAAAUCAACAACUGAUAAACCAUUUGGGGAUUCAAACCUUGAUGAAGUUAUCUCAAAAUUGGAAACACCGGCUUUCAGCCCAAUGGAUAGAAGUUUCCCAGAACCACUUCAUCAAAAUCAAAAAUUGCGGUGGGAUCACAAGGUCAAUCUCAUUGGAGAAAAAGUUAUUGAUCCUUUGAUCCACUGUUGUGAAAAGUGUUCUCUUCCUAUUUUAAACUAUGGACGAAUGAUUCCUUGUAAACAUGUAUGCUGUUAUGACUGUGCCAAAAAGUGUGAUAAAAUAUGCCCCAAAUGUGAUGAAAAAGUACAAAGAAUUGAACAAAGUGCCCUAGGAACUGUUUUCAUGUGUAGUUAUGGUGGAGGCAGGCAUGUUCCAGGUGCUUGUGGAAGAACUUACUUAAGUCAAAGAGAUUUGCAGGCCCAUGUCAAUCAUAGACAUCUGAAACCUAGUUCUACAUCAAGUGGGGCUAAUUCAACUGCUUCAGGGACAUCACAUACAGUUCCAGCUGCAAAUCCUAUUUCAGUGGGACCUAGUCAUGUUCCAGUUACCCGAGAUCCACGUGACCCUAGAGGACAUUUACAUGUAGAUGUAUCACAUCAACCAAUGAUUGUAGGACAUAUACAGCAUACUCAAGAUCACAGAGAUCAGGUUGAUCAUUCAAGAAAUCCUAAUAUACCUAUGGGAAGUCCUGUUAACCAGAUACGUCAAUAUCCACAUUCUCCAGCUAGUUACCAAACUUCAAUACCAGUUAGUAGUGCUCGACCAAAUUUAAUUACUGUUCCCAUCCAGGAUGAUGGAGCCGGACAUUCUGCUCCAGCACCUACAGCACAUAUUCAUCCUCAACCACAUGCUGCACAGUAUACAUGUAGUGUAACUACCAGUCACCCAUUGCCAAAUUUACAACAUCCUCCAACUAAUUAUGCAACUCAUGCCUAUCAACAUCCGCAUCCUACACCAACACCUGCAUAUUCACAGGCACCUCCCAUAAGUACUCAAACAUUUACCCAGCCUCCUCCUCCUGUUCAUCACCAACCUCCAAUUCAUCCACCUAGUGGGCCAAUUUAUUCAACCCCACCACCUCCUGUUCAUCAUCCACCACCUGCAACAUAUACUCCCCCUAGAGGUCCGCAGCAUCCACCACGGCCGUUACCACCUCAGCAUUUUCCACCACCAACAUCUGGAGGUUACGAAGAAAAUGCAAAUUACAUGCAACAGUGGAAUCCUGGUAGUGUUCCACCGCCCCCUACAAGGACAGCUCUCCCUCCAAGGCCAAUAACAGCACCACCUCCUACUGCAAAUCCAAAUGUACAACAUCUUCAACCUAGAGGACCUGCAGAUCCAGGUUAUAGGCAGCCAUAUUAUCAAUGAUAAUAAUCUGAUUUUGGAAACAUUGUUAAUAAUUAUUCUGUUGAAAUGUCAGAUGAAUAUGAUCCAAUGUACUUUUAUUAACAUUUUUGUUGGAUUAGUUGUAAACAAAGAGAAUGAGUUUCUCAUUUCUAUAUUACUUGUUGAUUUCAUUAAAAUGUCAUAGCACUGCAUACUCUGGUCUAUGCUCUAUAUAUAAACUUUAAAAAUUAAUUAUAUGCAAAAUAUAAGUUUUCCACCUUUAUAAAUAAUUCAGAUUUCAAGGAGAAAGUUGAAUUUUUCAAAUAUGAAGAAUUAGAAUGUUAUUACAAUAUUUUAAUAAAUUAUUUCAGGUAAAAAAAAUACAUUUUUACAAUAGUUUAAAUGAAAUAAUUUUGACUUAACCUAAAAGUUGUAUCAGCGAUAUGUUUUCAUGUGAAAUUUGUGCUCGUAGUGUAUAUUGUAGCUUGAGUUUACAAUUUUUUUAUACUUUUAAUAUGGCUUGACAAAUGAAGAAUUUCAUUUGGGAAUUAUGAACUAUACAAUUGUUUGCUUAAUUUUUAUUUAGAAAAAGUAAGUCGGGUCACAUUAAAAUUGAUGAAUUUUGGCAACAUGCUACUAAAUUGAAUCGUUUUUUUUUUUUUUUUUAAGAGAGUGAAAUGAACAUUAUUACAAAUACAGAUUUGGGUAAUCUGUAUGUAUAUAUAUAAGUUGCACAAUAAUAUUUUAUUUACACUGUAUAUCUAUAUAGUUGUUUAGAAAAGUUUAAUAUUGGAGUAUACUAAUUGGGAAUUCUGCAGUUGUCAAAAUGCCAGUGGCAUUAAUUAGUUUUACCAGAUAGAAUAUCUUAAGGUUCUAUGAAGAGUGCCUUUGUUAUAAAUAAUUUUCUUACUGCCUUUAUAUUUCUAAAUAUUUAUAUUUUGAAAGAGACGUUUGGUAUAUUUGUGAAUAUCUGAAUGAAUGCACAGAAUGUGAUACAACAAAAGAAUUGUAAAUAAAUGAGGUGAUAUGUAUUUUUACUGAUGCUUUUAAUAUUAGUAUGAUAAAAUUUGUUUCGAAAAGUUCCAUUGUAAGAUUCUUUCUACAAAACAGUUUAUUAAAUUAUGUAAACUUGCUUCAAGGCAAAAUGAGUUUUAGUCCAACACAUAAUGUGUUCGUUUUAGAAUAAAAAUAAUUCUGUAGAUAUCAAACUGUUAUAAAAUUAUCAUUUCAACCUGAAGACAAGGAGUCAGGAGAGAAGGAUCUAGUUAUUGGUAACAAUAGAAACGUACCUUCUCUCAUACUUUGAAGACCAACAGUUGUAGUCCUUGGAAUAAAAAGUAUCUUCUUUAAAUAAUUGCCCAGAUUAAUCAGUAAAUUGU